Molecule: messenger RNA, 2613 nt
Organism: Glarea lozoyensis ATCC 20868
Lineage: Eukaryota; Fungi; Ascomycota; Leotiomycetes; Helotiales; Helotiaceae
Product: FAD/NAD(P)-binding protein
Exons: 8
Coding region: 1-2613 (870 amino acids)
Biological process (GO): regulation of DNA-templated transcription
Cellular component (GO): mitochondrion
Molecular function (GO): (S)-2-hydroxyglutarate dehydrogenase activity; (S)-2-hydroxy-acid oxidase activity
Source: RefSeq, a predicted model, not a curated record
AUGUGCUUCCUCUGUCUAGAAAACUAUCCUGAUGCGUCGAGGUUAGAAGAGUUCGAAUAUGUUAAGAAGGUCAAGUCCGCGAUACUCCCAAGCGAUCCGAGCAUAAAGGGACAUGAUGAGGCUUCUGAAGAAUGGGAUAUCUACCUAGAUUUCCUCCAGCUGCUCCAGGAUUACGAAGAAGCCCCAACGCCCCGUCGAGCAGUAGUUGCGCAAAUCAAAAAUUUCUUCUGGGGGAAUCUUGAUCUGGUGGACGGCUUCGACGAAUUCAUGUGGGCGGCCUUCCCCAAGCAAUGCAAAAUGGUCAGCGAAAAAGAAGCGAGCCUCAUUACCGCCCAUGGACUAGCCUGUGAGAAGCAAGCAAGUUCUCGACUUAUGAGCCUGCCCCGCGAACUUCGUGACAAAAUCUGGGCGGAAGCAGUGACUGGAAAUGUCUUUCAUGUAACUAAGGCGAAGGAGGAAGCGCCGAGUGUAUCUCCUUGCAAACCCCGAUUUCACUUGCACUUAUGUCGUGCUGCAAACGGUCUAGCAAGCUCAGCGUGUCCUCCUGGAAUAGGAGACCAUACCGAUUGCAUGACUUCCGGCCCAGUGGAAGUCUCGUCCUUCAAGAGAGUCUGUAAGCAGAUUUAUCUAGAGUUGCCAACAAACGAAGCGACAAUCUUUUCUCGAAGUGCAUUCCAAUUUGCUGAUAUGGGAGUCGCUGAGGAGUUCUUGUUCGGAAUCGCCGAGCCCGACAGAGCAGCGAUCAGGCAUCUCAGAUUCGCUCUUCCAUCAGAGCUUAUUCACGGUCAUUCCCACUAUCACUCAUACAUUCCUUCCUCUUGGGGAAGCAUUUGCAAUUAUUUUAGUAAUCCUUGGACCCGUAACUGUCUUCGCAUGGUCCCAGAAGAGGAUGAUCCGCCAGAAGAACUGAAAAUGCCUAUCUCCUUCUAUUACUCGAGUUGCUAUUACGAAAAUAACAAAGACAGAUUGCACAAGAGAUACCAAGUUCGUCGAGGCAAUACUAGCUGGGAUGUCAGCAUUGCGGGCUUGAGAUGGAAGGGAGAACCCAGAGUCGAUAUCGCUAUAGAAGAGCCGCCUCUCGAUGGCGAUCGACCUCCGUGGAACCCUCGGGGCGAUAAUGGGAGCGGAGAAGAGGAAAGUUAUGAGGAUGAAGACGAAGAAGAAGCUUAUGUUGGGGCAUGGGCUGCCCCGUUAUCUCAGUUCAAACAAUAUCAUGGACUGAGUCUGAAACUCUACAACAAAGAGGGACUUAAAGUCACCCCUGAAUUCGAGGACUAUGCUUCUCGCCUUCAGAAUAUUCUGAAAGGAAACACCAUAGGGCCUUGGAAAGUGCCAAAUUUUGAGGACAGUGGCCGGUUUCGAUCUCGAGAUGAAGUAAAAUUUAUGGUUUUGUUACGUCUAGUGCGAGAGCACGUUAAGACCUAUCAGGAGAGCCAAGCCUUCCGCACUACCCCACCGUCGACACAGGCUGACUUCACUCAUGCCGUAAUUGGAGGGGGUGCCGUCGGCUUGGCUAUUGCGAGACGGUUAGCUGCACGCGAGGGUACGAGUACCAUCCUCAUCGAACGCAACGGUGCGGUGGGAAUGGAGACCAGUUCUAGGAAUUCAGAAGUCAUCCAUGCUGGUCUAUACUAUGGCGCUGACUCCCUGAAGACCUUGCUUUGUGUCAAAGGUCGUCAGAUGAUGUAUGCGCUGUGUGAGAAAUAUUCCAUUCCUCAUAACAAUUGCGGAAAGUGGAUUGUAGCGCAAACAGAACAGCAAUGGGAAGAACUUACAAAGCUUAAUAAGUUUACCCAGACGAUCGAAGGCACGCCUACACAUUUCAUCUCUAUUGAAGAAGCGGCAAGAGUUGAGCCAUAUGUCAAAGCAAAGGCCGGAAUCUUGGCAUCGCCAACCACAGGAAUAAUAGACUCGCAUUCAUACAUGCAGUUCCUGUUAGGUGAUUUUGAAGAAAGAGGGGGCGAUACUGCUCUUCAUUCCCCUGUCGUUCGAAUCGAAGCACUGGGUGACCAUGGCACUUCAGGUUGGGAAAUCACAACACGGGAUACAUCCAGCGGCGAAGAAAGCACCUUCACAUCAGAAGUGAUCAUUAAUUCCGCAGGACUUGGCGCCUGCGAGAUUAAUAACAUGAUUCUUCCCACCUCAAGACAUCGGACUCCAUACUACGCCAAAGGAAACUAUUUCUCGUACGCUGCGUCCACACCUAGAACCAAACAUCUGAUAUAUCCAGCUCCUGAGCCCGGUCUCGGUGGCUUAGGAACACAUCUAACUCUCGAUAUUGGUGGACGUAUCCGCUUUGGUCCGGAUGUUGAAUGGGUUGACUCGCCUCAUGAUCUAGCUGUGAACUCAGAGCGCUUACCCCAGGCCAUCGAGCAGAUCAAAAAAUUUAUGCCUGAUAUACAGGAGGAUGCUAUUCAGCCCGAUUAUGCUGGCAUUCGGCCCAAGUUGGGCCACAACAGUGCAGUGGCAAGUGGAAAAGGCUUUCAGGACUUUAUCAUUCAGAAAGAGGAUGGAUAUGAAGGCUUCAUCAAUCUUCUUGGGAUUGAGAGUCCUGGGUUGACUAGCAGUUUGGCUAUUGGUGAAAUGGUAGACGGACUAUUGUACAAAUCAUAA